CUUCUUUGAUCUCCAGAGGGCAAAAAGUCUGUAUUAUAGAGUGCACUAAGAUUUAAUUGUUUUCAGGAACAAAAGUGUGUGAAUAAUUUUUUAAGGUGCGAAGAUUUGAAAUUUAAUUACACAAGUUUAGAGGAUAGAUUUAAAAGAUUUAAUAGUGAUGGAAGAUGUUAUUCCCACCGAUUCUGUUAUCAAGGAUUCUGAACCCGAAAGUAAAUCAGUAAUCUCUGACGUCAAAAUGGAUGUUGAUACACACAGUGAAGAUAUUUCUGGCAAACAUGAUGUUAAACUGGGAGAUUUAUCUUCAUCUGAAAUAGAAAAUGCAGCUAAAGAAAAAGAUUGCAAAACACAAGCUGUACCAUCUACUCAAAUAGACUGUGAUGCAGAGAAAACAGGUAUUAGAAACAAAGAACCAUCACCUGUUUCAACAGAAUGUAAAGUUGAGGAAAAUGGUAUUAAUCCUCAAACUGAACAUACUGUUAAAAGUGAAAAUUGUAAGGUGUCAGAGGAAGGAAAGGAAAAGUCUUCUACUGGAGUAUUUCAAGUUAAAAUAAAAGAAGAAGUAGAUGAUUCUUUUCCCGCUGGAGAAUGUCCUGUUAAGGUAGAAGAGGAAGGUGUUAUAAUGGAAGAGCCCGCAGCUGUUAAACCUGGAUGUAAUGAAAAAGAAGCAACAUGUCCAAAAGAAAAAGUAGAGAUUGAAACGAAAGCAAGUAUUCAGGAAGCAGUCUGUAGUAAAGAAAAAGCAGAAUGUAGUCAAGUGACUCAAAGAGUGCGACUGUCGAUCGAAGAUGGUGACGAAGACAAUGAUGAAGACUAUGUUAUAAUGACUCCGGAAUUUUGUACUGUGCUGCAUGAAAAUGGAAGAGCAAGAUGUAGUAUUAGACUGGGGGAAAAAUUCUGUAUGUUCUCAUGGAAACUGGGAUGCUGUGGAUUGUUUGAGUAACAGUAACAAAUGCAUUCUUUGGAACUUUAGAAGGAUUAUGCCUGUAAAGGUUCAGAUCUUUUCCUUGUAAUAUAACAGCAAAUG
Stegodyphus dumicola is the source of this 1024-nucleotide messenger RNA. RefSeq lists its product as uncharacterized. Gene Ontology annotation, biological process: regulation of DNA-templated transcription. Gene Ontology annotation, cellular component: transcription regulator complex; nucleus. Lineage: Eukaryota; Metazoa; Arthropoda; Arachnida; Araneae; Eresidae. The record is from RefSeq and is a predicted model, not a curated record. Gene Ontology annotation, molecular function: protein binding; transcription coregulator activity.